Molecule: messenger RNA, 300 nt
Organism: Prorocentrum cordatum
Lineage: Eukaryota; Dinophyceae; Prorocentrales; Prorocentraceae
Source: the annotation of a GenBank genome assembly
AUGGGUCUCCACUGCAACAAAGAGUGGCUCGAGGAGCUGGGCCUGGGCCAGGGUCGCCUCCGGCAGACUGCGAACGGGGGGGCGAGGCGGCGGGAACCACAGCGCGCCACUGCCCCCAACUGGGCGAGCAUCCGAUGGGGGGAGAUCGAGGCUCCUGGAUCGAGGAGAAGGAGGAGGAGAGAGAGAGAGAGAGAAAAACAGGAGGAAGAGGAUGUACGAGGGGCAGAAGGGUGCCCGGAUGGCCGGCGCCUCAGGAAUGUAUACACGAGCGUCUCAGCGGGCACUGCGAAAUCCUUCUAG